Messenger RNA from Thermothielavioides terrestris NRRL 8126, 4500 nucleotides. RefSeq lists its product as uncharacterized. Gene Ontology annotation, biological process: Golgi to plasma membrane transport; exocytosis. Bases 140 to 4360 code for a protein of 1406 amino acids. The record is from RefSeq and is a predicted model, not a curated record. The transcript is spliced from 4 exons. Gene Ontology annotation, cellular component: exocyst; plasma membrane. Gene Ontology annotation, molecular function: phosphatidylinositol-4,5-bisphosphate binding. NCBI's taxonomy places the organism in Eukaryota, Fungi, Ascomycota, Sordariomycetes, Sordariales, Chaetomiaceae.
CCAGUGGUUGCGGUUUCGGUUUCCCUCCGAAAGAUGUCGCGGCCCUCCCGUCGCCUGCAAUCGCUGCCCGAACGUACAUGAACCGCAAACUGCGACCUCCGCCUGACGGGAGCGCUUCUCCGUCGCUACUUCCUUGACCAUGAGUAGCCGCGAUCUGAGCAGGGCGGAGCGGUUCGAGGAUGAGAAGCGGCGCAUCAUCGACAGUUGCUUCAACAAGCGCGACGAGGACGGUUCUGCCUUGGAAACAUACAUCACCCACAUCAGGAUUACCGAAUACCAGUCGUCCCCCACGGCUCCGCCCCCGCCAUCAGCAAAGAACCCCCAGUCGGAGAAGCCUCGAGUCAUCAUCGUCGCCGUCCGCAAAUCGGGCCGCGUGCGCGUGCACAAGUCCAGGGAGAACCCCAACGGCACCUUUUCGAUCGGCAAGACGUGGUUCCUCGACGAACUGACUGCCAUUGAAUCCUUUACCAGCCCGACGGCGAACCCAAACAGUCAACAAUGGGCCGGAGACGUGGGCUUCAUUGUGACGCUCGGAAAGCCCUAUUACUGGGAAGCCCAGACCGACAAGGAGAAGAAGUUCUUCAUUGCCAGUCUCAUCAAGAUCUACAACAGGUACACCGGCGGGCGCACGCCGAACCUGACGGGCUUCGACCAGCGCGAACUUGACCAAGUCCUCAGCGGUGCCCAGGCGCCCCCGCCGCGGAGACAGGAGCGCCCGCCGCCGAGGCCUGCCCCGCUUGAUACUGCACCAAACAGCGGAAAUGCCUCGAUAUCCCCCGGAUACAAUGCGCUGCUCAGCGGCCAGGCCUCGUCGACCCCGGGGUUCCCGGAGAGAAUGGCGUCCCGCAACCCCUUGGUGCCGAACGGCAAGUCAUCUCCAGCGCAAAGCAUCGAUACCGGGCGCCCGUCCCAGGACCAGCAGUCUCUACGCCGACUAGCCUCGAAUAACAAGAGUCAGGAGUCGGUCGCAGCGUCAUCCAUUACACGGAGCGAGGAUGCCAACAGCCUUCGCCCGAGGUCGAGGAACGGCGUCAACGGGACCUCUCCGUAUGCGACCCCCGAGCCCACUCCCGUUCCAGCCGAGGAAAAGCCUCCCGAGCGGAAGCGACCCCCCAUGGAUCCGCUUAGUCCACUCCAGGUCGACAGAGAUCUGGUACCUGCGCCGCUCAUGAGCCCGGGCAUGCGCCGGGAGCCUACGGUCCCGCCUCGAAGUGUGGAAAGAAUAUCCCCUCGCAAAGACUCUAUCAGCCGGCGCAACGAACCGCCGCCCCGUGCCGAGCAGCCUACAACACCCAAGGACACGAGUCCACUGGACCUCCGGGGCGGUUCGCCGAGCGCCGCCAUGGCGCCGCCACCUUCGGCGCCGCCGACUUCUGCCGUACCAGCUGUUCCCACGCCUGCGGCCGAUAGCACUCCACCCGAGCCCGCUCCCGAGCCGGAGGAGGAGACACGGCCGGGUCUCGGUCCCAUGAUCAAGGCGAAGAAGUCCAGGGGAGAGAUUGCCGGUGCCUUCUGGAAGGCUGCGACGGCAGCUAGCGCCUUCAAGCCCCGUCCUGGGGGUGCGGCAGAUCGUCUGCGGCAGAAUCAGAACAAGACUAGCGACGGACCCGACGGGAUCACGAGCGUGGUUCCAGCACCUCCCAAGCCAGCGCCGGUUCAAAAGCCAAAGGAGCCCACUCCGUCCGUGGAACCGCCGUCCAAGGCAGCUGAUAGGAGCCCGGCCCCCGCCGUUCCCGAAGUGAAGGUCACCGGGUCGGACUCUACCGCCGGGCAGAGCAGCGCUCAAUCCUCGGCUAAGGAUGCUAAGGAGAAGAAGGCCGAAGAGCCGCCGACGGUGGAGGAAUCGCGGCGGUCCAUCGUGGCCGGGAAUGACAUCAAGUACCUGGCGACGCUUGGCAUAGAACCAUCCAUACUCGACAGCCGGACCAAUGAGUUUGCCAAGUGGCUGGAUUACUUUGGCUGGGUUCCCGGCGAGAAGAUGCGGACACGUACUUAUGAGGAGGUGCGGUCCGAUCUUGACCGGGAACUGAGCAAAGCGCAGGCCGGGGGUUGGCUUGCUCGCUUCCAGGAGGAGGACGAGAGAGUUGAGGCCAUCAAGAGGGGCAUCGACCUCGCCAUCAGUGAGUGCGACGAGCUCGACAACCUACUUACGCUCUACAGCGUUGAGUUAUCUACCUUGUCGGAUGAUAUCGCAUACAUUGAGGCCCAGGGCCAAGGUCUUCAGGUGCAAGCAGCGAACCAGAAGCUACUAAGAAAGGAGCUGGAGUCGCUCCUGGAAACCUGCGCCAUUAGCGAAGCCGACCUCGAGGCUCUCAAGACAGCGCAGCUUGAAACAGCCUCUGGUGUGGAGGAGAUCGAGGCCACCUUGGUCACGCUAUUCAAGGCCAUGGUGAAGAUCGAUCCGACGCUAGGCAACAGCGCGUCGCGCAAGAGCGAGGACCAAAACGGCGAUCUGGUGCUUGGCCUUAACAGCGACUAUGGCAAGAUGCGCAUCGUCCAGGAGAAGAAGGAGAUGUAUCUUGCGGAGAGCUCUAUGUUCAUGCGGAGGCUAGUCAUCUUCAUGGAAAGACAGUUCUCCGAGGCCUUCCGCGAGACGAAGAACGCCAUCGACGGAGCGCUGUCGAAGAAGGCCGACGCCCGCAACCACGAGGCCGGCAGAGAUCUGUUGUGGAUGUACGGGCCCCUCAUGCUCUACGCCAGGGAUGUUGAUCUCGACAACUGGAACCGCAUCUUGCAGAUCUAUCAGGACAGGAGCCAUCCGGUAUAUAAGGCGGAGUUCAAGGACGCCAUGGAGGCGUGGAAGAAGAACGCGAGGAAGCCGACCGGCGACGAGAGCGAGCUGCUGUUCACGUCGUACCAGGAAAAGAAGGACGAAGGCCUCGCGACGACGGCGCGGAAGCUCACUGUCAAGCGCAGCCAGACGCUGGCGAGGAGCCUGCGGUCCCCGCUCGGCGACGGCAGCCGAAACAACGCGGCGGACAAGGCCCCAGACGGGCGCGCGCUGCCUUACGAGGUGUUUGCUGGGGUGCUGGACGAUCUGCUGCCGCUGGUAGAGAUGGAGCAGAACUUUAUCGUCGAUUUCUUCCACGCUACGACGCUCGAGCAGUCCGACUUUUCAGACCUCGUCGCCGCUUCGCGGCCGAGCAACCGCCGCGGUGGCGACUUGAAGCGGCACAGGCUCAUGGAGCCCGAUCGCGAUCUUGCACGGAGGAUCACCAAGGCAAUGGAGUCGAUAUUCGUCUUCCUAGAGCCAAGCCUGCAACAGCUAAUGGACUGGGUGCUCUCCAUGGACCCUUUACAAGGCGUUGGCAUCCUGGCCACGCUCGAGCGCAAAAUGGCCGACAUGAGCCAGUCCAACCAGGACUUCCUCAACAACGUGCUACAAAAAUUGCACGGCAAUCUCGAAGCCAAGUUCAAGAAAUUCGUCGACGACCAGAUCCGCGCCAUCGAGGAAACCAAGGUCAAGAUCAAAAAGCGCAAGGGCGUCAUCCACUUCAUCCGCAUCUUCCCGCACUUCACCACGGCCGUCGAGAACAUGCUCGCCAACACGGACCCGGCCCUCCCGGUCCGCCGCAUGGUCGACCGCGAGUACGACCGGAUCCUCAAGUCCAUGUUCGACUCGCUGAAAGUCAUCGCGCGCGAGAACCCGGCCCUAGCAGCCAGCGCCGGCACCGUUCCGGCCUCGUCCUCGGCCUCCAUCUCCACCUCCAUCACGGCCGGCACUUCGACGGUCGCCGACCCGGAGGACAAGGAGGCGCUCAACUUCCACAUCCUCCUGAUCGAGAACAUGAACCACUUCCUCGAGGAGACGGACAACCCGCGCCGGCUCGAGGUGCUCGACGACUGGCGCGACGCCGCCCAGCGCGAGCUGAACGAGCACCUCGGCCUGUACCUCGCCGCCGUCAUGCGCCGCCCGCUCGGCAAGCUGCUCGAGCACCUCGAGAACGUCGAGGCCCAGCUGGCCGCCGGCAAGAGCGCCGCCGGCGUCGCCGCCCAGCCCAGCAACUCGCGCGCCGUCUUCAACAAGGUCCUUGGCAACUACGACGGCCGCGAGGUCCGCAAGGGCAUCGAGGCGCUGCGGAAGAGGGUCGAGAAGCACUUCGGCGAUGACUCGGAGAGUAGCGGCGGGUCCGGGUCAACGUUGGGCGUGCCGGGCGCUGGGAGCGGUGCGGGCGCUUCCGGGGCCAGCGCCGGGAGUAGUAGUCUGGUGAACCGCGUGCUGAGGGAGUGUGAGCGGUUCUAUGGCGACGUGGAGAUGCGCAUCGGCCGGGUCACGACCGACGUGUAUGGUGGCGACGUGCUGUUUGAGUGGCCGCGGCAGGAGGUCAGGGCGGCGUUUGCGGGCGUCGGGGGAAGGUGAGGGCCGGGCCCCCCGGUGGACGGAGGUGAUGGAGAGCGAGCGGGCUGGUUGGGCUGCUUGGGUGGGUUUUGGUUAGGUAGCGUGUGUGGCAGGGCGUGGCAUGUCAUGUUGGUAGUGGGGGUUUGCGUUUCAUGAGGACU